AUGACUUCUCUUCCUGCCUUCACACCAACUCACCCAGCAUCCAAUCGAUCAUACACAGCAGAGGAAUGGGAGAAGAAGCGCCUCGUUAUCACUCAAUUAUAUCGCGAUGAAGCCAAACCACUUCAUAUCGUUCAAGUCAUACUUGCUCAAAACCAUGAGUUUCGUCCGAGGCAAGUCCCCUGCUCCAAAUUAUGGGCAAAGCUUCUGACCUAUUUCAGUGCCGCGAUGCUCAAAAAGCGCAUCCGAAAAUGGGAGCUAGAUCGUAAUAAGAAGAAUGCUGACAUGCUCUUCGCCCUGAAGCUCGCCUUCGACCGAGAGGUCAUGGGGAAGAAGACAGUAUUUUCGAUUAGAGGUCGCCUGGUGACUUUCCAAGACGUCAAGCACUACUUUCACCGCAAGGGAGUCCGUGAUGUGAAAGCAAUUAUCGCUGCGACGGAUUAUUUUUCACCCACCACACAAAUAGAUUGCCGCACCCCUGAACCAGAGAAGCCUGAUGGUGGAAGAGCUACCCAGAAUGUGGAUCCCAAAGAGAGUGUCGAAGAUUUGAGCCAGCCAAAUAGCAAUUUUACAGCAAGCAACACCAGCACCAGCGCCGGCUAUGGCGUUGUGGCAUUUCCCGAUCCUGGUCAAAUAGAUCGCAAUGCGCCCUCAAUAUCAGCAUUCCGCCCGGUUGAGCAGUUGCUUUAUCUUAGCCAAGCCUACUACAACGGAAUAUUCGAUAAUCCAGCAUGGAGAAACAACCACGACUACUUCAAUGUUGACACUUUAGAGAUGUUCUACCAUCACAUGUUUGAUGGGCAAUUACUUCUCGAGGAGAACAAAGUCCCUGAAGCCUUUGUGUACUUGAACCAGGGCUUUGACUUGGUCCAGUCCCUGUUGGAACAACAAAGCCUUUUGUUUCUUCCGUAUCUGUUUCACCUGCUGCUACCAGACCGAGGAAUGUGCCGCACAGAAAUUGUUUUAAGGCUCUUGGGCUUUACUCAUCAAAUGAGCUCGGUAUAUUGGCCGCAAUUGCAUCCAAUUCAACAAUCGCUGAAGCUUUUGGGCUGCAUGUCACUUGAAGAGCGAGGGGAGUCCUCCAGGCGUGCGUUCCAGAGCGUUCUGGAUAGAGUGAGGAUCGAAUUCGAUGAUAUACCCGGCCCAUUGGAGAUGGACAUAAAUGCACUUUGUCGUCGAGCACGCAUUACUUCUGGUGCUGAGCAAAGGCUAGAUAACAAUAGGCUGAUGGAGGUGUUGCGAUCAGACAUGUCUCAGGACGACAAUCUAACUCUGCAUUGCAAAACUCUCGCUUUGAGGCUGGAUGCAGAGAAAUCCAAGGAGUCAGCAAUGGCAAGCACGGAAGCAUGCCUCCCCAGAUGGGAAUCCCACGAGGGCAUUCAGCUUCCUUCUACGUUCGAAGAACCGCUUUCCAUACCAGAAGCCUCACUAGACCUCCACACCCUCAAUCCACUUUUGGAAUAG
This is a messenger RNA of Hyaloscypha bicolor E, 1461 nucleotides long. RefSeq lists its product as uncharacterized. The transcript has a single exon. NCBI's taxonomy places the organism in Eukaryota, Fungi, Ascomycota, Leotiomycetes, Helotiales, Hyaloscyphaceae. Bases 1 to 1461 code for a protein of 486 amino acids. The record is from RefSeq and is a predicted model, not a curated record.